AUGGCAGAGGAGAAGUGUCCGUUUGAGCAAAGUUUUUCUUUUCGCGCUCUCCCCAACAAGAAGUUCUUCUUCCUUCAGGACAAAGAGGUGUCAACACUGAUAAUGAAAUGGUCCAUGCAGGGAAGGAUCUCAGCUCAGUCUUUCAGCUUUGAUCAGAGAUUUCACUCCUACAACUGUGAACAGUUUGCACUGGAUUUCUUCAGAGACCCUGACGUGGCGUCCUGUCUGAAAAAGAUGGAGGCCGGAGACCAGGUGCCUCUCGACAAGCCUGUGCAGUCUGUCCAAGUGGAGGUGGUACCAUGCACCAAAAUCUCCAUGGAGCUCUUUGACCCGAUGUUCUCUUGUGGCAUCCUGAGGCCGAAUGGACACAUAGUUAAAUGCUUACACGAAGUCUACUCCGACUAUGAUGAACUCAGACAGAUGCUGCGAGAGGAGGACAGCGAGAACUACUCCGCGCUCGGGGGGGAGGAGCGGGGAGAGUUUCUGUUUCGCCUCUUCAAGCACCUGUGUCUUGGGGGGGAGCUCUGUCAGUACGAAGACACCAUCCAACCUUACAUCAACACCACAAAGCAAGUGUACAAAGAUCUGAUCAGCGUUCAGAGGGAUCCAGACACAAAGAGAGUCAGCGUUGUUUCCACGGUGAUCAAAGUCAGCGCUUAUGUUAAAUCGGGGCGUUGUUUCCCCGGGUUACGAGAGGAGGAGCAGACGUUUGCCUAUUUGAUUGUCGACCCCUAUAAAUGUCAUGUGACUUUGUUCUGCCACUUCUACGGUGUUGGAAACUUUACAUAG
Messenger RNA from Limanda limanda (common dab), 789 nucleotides. It is a transcript of the gene cfap300, whose product is annotated as cilia and flagella associated protein 300. Bases 1 to 789 code for a protein of 262 amino acids. NCBI's taxonomy places the organism in Eukaryota, Metazoa, Chordata, Actinopteri, Pleuronectiformes, Pleuronectidae. The record is from RefSeq and is a predicted model, not a curated record. The transcript has 7 exons.